AUCCAGUGCCCAGUUAUAAAUCGACCUCUUGCGAAGACGGUUCGCUUCGGUAAAAGAGUGAAAAGAAUAGAAUGCAGAACGACAAGUUUGGAGGCCCGCAGCAGGUGGUUUUCACAGCACCACCCCAGCAGCCAGGAUACCCACAACCAGGAUACCCACAGCCAGGAUAUCCAGCCCAGAACUAUGGACAACCACAGAUGACUCCUGCACACACAUAUGGAGGACCUCCUCCGCCACCAGCGCAGCCUCCGCGGGAUCCUCCCACUCGAGUGGAGCCUCCUCGCGGAGGAUGUUGCUCUUACAACCAAAAGAACAAGCCUCAGGCGAAUGCCAUAGGCUCAGCUGGUCUAAUCUUCAUCUCCGGAGGCAUGAACAUAGCGUGGGCAAUUGGCUUCCGAGGACCCAUCGGCUAUCUUACGUCUAAGCACAACUUUAUAGCCUGGUUCAUUGGCGCCAUCAUUGGAGCUCUUGUGACCUGCGGGCUGACCAACAAGGUGCCCAAGAAGAUGGUUCUGCAAUUCGCUUCGGUUCUGGUCACAAUCGGUGGAUUGGUGAUCGCCUGCACCCACCAGAAUGGAAGUGGAACCGUAGCUGCCUGCUACUUGGACGGUAUAGCCAACGGCCUGGUGUUUGCUCCAUUCAUGGCUCUGGCCGCCGAAGUUUCGGUGGCCUAUAAGCGUGGCAUUAAUGCCACCAGCACGGAGCAGCUCUGCUAUGGCAUUGGCAUUCUACUGCAGAUCGUCUAUAGCACUUCCUGGAGUUACGGCUAUUACACUACGUACAACGACUUCACGGCCGAGAACAUGAAGGGAGUGCUGAGCACCAUCUACGGAUUCCUUGCCCUGCUUUUGGGCACCUUUAUGACCAUUGAGUCACCGGUGCUAAUGUUGGCCAACAACGACGAGUCGGGGGCCAUCGAUGCCCUGCGGCGCCUGCAGAAGCCGGCCGUGUUGACGGAUGAGACCUACGAACAGCUGGCGGAGCACAAGCGCUAUCUGGCGGAGAACAAGAGUAUGACUCUGAAGGAGAGCAUUGGUCAAGCGAUGCCCACGUUCCUGAGACUCGCCUAUCUGCGAGCCCUCAACGCCAUGAGCCUCUCCUCCUUCGUGAUAAUCACGCUGAUGCUCUCCAUCUACCUCAGCUAUGGACUGAGCAGCGCCCAGGGCUUCUACAUUGCCUUUGCCUUCUGCCGCUGGCUGGGCACCCUGAUCUCUGCCUUCACCGCCGACUGCCUGGGCAGGAAGAAGCCCAUGGUGGUGGGCCUGCUCGUUGCUGCCUGCCUUUCCUUUGGCAUUGGAGGGCGGUACGGUUUUGGUAAUUACAUGAGUGGAGUGACCAUCCUCAUUCUGUUCUUUGCCUUCUUCUCGGGCAUCGCCUUCACGCCCAGCUCCGCGUACAUUGCGGAGGCCUAUCCUUUGGGUGUCAAGCAGCACUUUAUCUCCUUCACCUUUAUCGUGGAGAUGUUCGUCUUCCUCAUCAUCCAGGUGUGCGACUACAACCUGAUGCAGGGAUACAACUACUUCUACAUUAUGGGUGGCAUGUACAUUGGUGGCUUUAUCCUGGGCUGCGUUUCCUUCCCGGAAACCCGAAUGAUGACCAUGCGGGGAGCCCAGGAGCAGUUCAGUCGAUUCAUUAAUAUGCGCUUUUAAUUGAGGGAAAAUGUGAAAAUUGUAUCUACGGAAAUUAAAGGUACUUCAGCUUAUCCCUAAAUAAGCCAAAAGAAGUAUUGAUGGAGGAAAAUAUUGACAACAAUUGUGUGUAUUAAAGUAUUUAUAACUUAUAAAUAAAUGCGAAACAAAUUUAAAAUAAAAUGUGUUUAAAAAGCUUUCAAAUAACAAACAAAAA
Drosophila kikkawai is the source of this 1845-nucleotide messenger RNA. It is a transcript of the gene Srg2, whose product is annotated as Sting-regulated gene 2. Gene Ontology annotation, cellular component: membrane. NCBI's taxonomy places the organism in Eukaryota, Metazoa, Arthropoda, Insecta, Diptera, Drosophilidae. Gene Ontology annotation, molecular function: transmembrane transporter activity. The record is from RefSeq and is a predicted model, not a curated record. Gene Ontology annotation, biological process: transmembrane transport.